CAUAAUGGAGGCCAUUACAGGCCAUUUCACUAAAUAUCUGCGAUAGGAUACGUUUCUUAAAUCUAAAAUUUGGAUCGAAUCUUCGACGCUGGUCACUAAAAUUUGGAUUCAUUAUUCCACGCCGGUCGUUAUAUCGAUAAAUUUGCCAGAAAUGAUAACCGCAUAAAUUAAGAUUGUGGCGCGUUUUCAUUUCCACCGGCAUCUUGGCCACUGUGUAAUUAUUAGUGCAUAAAACAUAGUCAGAAGCACCUAAAAAUCCGGCAGGUGCUGCAACAAAUGCUCCUUGUGGUAUUAAUAACGCUUCGACAGGCAAUAAAACAUUACUUCCUAAACGAGCUUUGUCUCGUCUUCGACUCUGAGAGGUACUGCACUUGUGAAUCCAAUGGGGAAUUGUCCUCCUGGAAGGGGAGUUUGCGUACCAGCAGCAGUAAGUUUGACAUUUCGCAUGAAUCCGAUCCAUUCCUUCACGUUGUCUGGAAACUGUGGGUAAGCAGCUAUUUUACGAAACCUACCCGAAAAACCCGCCUUUACAACCUUAGAAAAUCUUUCUCAUGCAAAAUUACGUAUUUUUAUUGUUAGAAAUAUAUAUUUGUCCAUACUUAUUGUUGAAGAUGGAUUGGGUGAAUUUUGCGGGAUCCAUUGGCAAACUGGACCGACGUGACCUAGUAAUUGACCCGCUGUUUCAGUCAUAAUAGAAGACUAUUAGAAGAGCAAGAAGAAAAACUAUCGUUCUUUUAUGAAAA
Messenger RNA from Rhizophagus irregularis DAOM 181602=DAOM 197198, 743 nucleotides. Lineage: Eukaryota; Fungi; Glomeromycota; Glomeromycetes; Glomerales; Glomeraceae. The record is from RefSeq and is a predicted model, not a curated record.